Molecule: messenger RNA, 669 nt
Organism: Ilyonectria robusta
Lineage: Eukaryota; Fungi; Ascomycota; Sordariomycetes; Hypocreales; Nectriaceae
Exons: 2
Biological process (GO): cytokinin biosynthetic process
Cellular component (GO): cytosol
Molecular function (GO): hydrolase activity, hydrolyzing N-glycosyl compounds
Source: RefSeq, a predicted model, not a curated record
UCUGCCAACGGCCAAACUCGCACCAAAAUCUGCGUCUACUGCGGCGCCAGCGCAGGAGCCAGUCCUGCACACAUCGAAGCCGCACGCACUCUCGGCAGAGCUAUGGCUGCCAGCAACAUUGACUUAGUGUAUGGAGGCGGAACUGUAGGGCUGAUGGGCGAGGUCGCAAAGACCAUUGUUUCCAUCAACGGCCCGGACUCUGUUCACGGAAUCAUCCCCGAGGCUUUGGUCAAGUAUGAACGUGACGGCACAUACCAGACCGUCAACCGCAACAACCAAUUCGUCCCGGAAGAGUCCGUGUACGGGCGGACGACUGUCGUCAAUGACAUGCACACACGCAAGAAGCUCAUGGCGGAGGAGGUAUUCAAUGGAGGCCCCGGAAGCGGCUUCAUUGGCUUGAGCGGUGGUUACGGGACUAUGGAGGAGAUUUUCGAGACGACCACCUGGAAUCAGCUGGGCAUCCACAGCCGAGGUAUCGUGCUCCUCAACAUUGCCGGCUACUGGGAUGGCAUCAUCCAGUGGAUGGACAAGGCCGCCGAGGAAGGGUUCGUCAAGCCCGCUAACAAAGACAUUCUGGUCACCGCCGACACUCCCGAGGGCGCCAUCAAGGCACUCCGCGACUACAAAGUGUCGGAUGCCAUCUACAAGCUGAAGUGGGGCAGUCAGUAG